AUGCCUCUCGCCACCCUUCACCUCGUAGCCCUUUCCCCCGGUCGAACGGUAUCAACCUUCCUCCGAGCUCUCAAAUCCGCCUCAGUAAAACCAUUAAUAGCCUCCAAAGUCGUCCGCUGGAUCAUCAAACCGGAAAAGCUCUCCACGCACCUCACGAAUGAAACCUGGGACAUCUUGAUCAUCGUCCCAGCUGCGACCAAAAUCCCAGAUGCCUACACCGGCAAGGAUUGGAUGCAUCGACACUGGAGCAUCACAGCCGGAGUCCCCAGAAGCGUUCUCGACGAUUUUGACAAGAAGAAUGCCAAAUUGCUGCAUCCCAGUGCAGGAGAUGUCCCUUCUCUGACCGGAGCGAUGCAAAAGCCUAGGAUGGCGGGUUCCACGCAAGGAUUGGAGCUGAACGAUGAAUUGCUUGGUUGGAGUAAGGGUUUCAAACUGGGACAGGAGGGUGCUGUUUCCAUGUUGAAUUUGUUGGCUUUCCACAGUUCAAAAUCAGCUCAUGAUUCCUAUCUCCGCUACGGGAAAGCUUUCAGCGAGUCUAUUGGUAGCAAGCGCGGCGGGGUGGCGAAGGUGGUAGGAAAGGUGGUACCGGAUCAAGGGACGAGCGAUGAAGACAAGAAUGGAUGGGAUGAGGUUGCCUUGGCGCAUUACCCGAGUAUCAGACAUUUUGUGGAUAUGCUUGCCAGUGAGGAUUAUCAGGAGGUUAAUCAUCGGGACCGAUUGCCGGCGCUGAAAGAUACCUGCAUCCUUUGCACGACGGAGUUGGAUCCUGAGGUGCUUGAGGAUGGUAAAUCAAAGCUCUGA
Lecanosticta acicola is the source of this 801-nucleotide messenger RNA. The record is from the annotation of a GenBank genome assembly. NCBI's taxonomy places the organism in Eukaryota, Fungi, Ascomycota, Dothideomycetes, Mycosphaerellales, Mycosphaerellaceae.